Messenger RNA from Pristis pectinata (smalltooth sawfish), 727 nucleotides. RefSeq lists its product as uncharacterized. The transcript is spliced from 3 exons. NCBI's taxonomy places the organism in Eukaryota, Metazoa, Chordata, Chondrichthyes, Rhinopristiformes, Pristidae. Bases 1 to 615 code for a protein of 204 amino acids. The record is from RefSeq and is a predicted model, not a curated record.
AUGUUGACGCGACCGUUGGCGGAAACAGCUCUCGGGUUCGUUGGUUUAGCGCCUGCAGCUUCCGAGGCGAGUUCCUCACAAAGUGCGGGAUUCUAUCCCGGAGCUUCGCCAGGCACCAACAGCAACCGAGCCAGCCGUCAAGCGGAAUUACAGCCGCAACGGCGCAGUGUUCGGCCUGACCGGCGGGGCGGGGCGGGGCGCCGCUCUCAUUUGCAUGCUAAAAGGCAGAGACUGAGGACCGCAGCACUAGUGGUGAGGACCGUGAAGGUAUGGUCAAAGGAGGUGAAGGAGCGUUUACAGGACUGCUUUGAAUCGGUGGACUGGACCAUAUUCAGUGAUUCAUCGUCAGAUCUGAAUGAAUAUACCACAGCCUUCACUGACUUCAUCAAGACCUGCGUGGAUGAGUGUUUGCCGUCGAGAACAUUCAAAGUUUUCCCAAGCCUUAAGCCCUGGAUGAACCAGGAGAUUCACAGUCUGCUGAGGGCUAGAUCUGUGGCAUUUAAAACCGGUGAUCCAGAACCCUACAAGAAGUCCAGGUACAACCUGCGGAAGGCCAUCAUGAGAGUGAAAAGGCAAAUUUGUGUGAAAUUAGAGACACAGUUGGACACACGAUAGCUGUAGCAGGGUUUGCAUGCUAUUACUUCCUAUAAAGUGAAACCUAAAAGCAUAAAUGGCAGUGAUGCUUCACUCCCUGAUGAGCUCAAUGCCUUUUAUCCAAUGCUUUGAA